ACGGGGGAGGGGGAGAAGGCACAGGGACUGGGGGCGGUAAGACGGCCCAGAUCCCAGUUUGGGAGGCGGGAUACCCGGGAGAUGAAGACUCAAAAAUUACAGCGGAGAGAUUCUUCCUUAAUAACGAGGUUUGGGGGCCAAGGUUCUUGGAGGGUCUGGGGAACCAAGGUUCCGAGGCAGAGUCUCCAUAUUUUCAGCUUUAGUGUUCGGGAGACCCCGUUUCCUAGAACUGAUAGGAAUGGGGGCGGAGGAACGAUCCUGGGGUCCUAGAAAUCGGGAAGCGGGAUACCCUUUCCCAAUUCCAGGGCCUUGGAGAAUGGGGGAGGGUAAGUUAAGAGAGGGCGCCGAGGAUGACGGAGGUGGGAGUUUGGAGCUUUCAGGAAUUUCAGGGAAAGGAUAGGUUGGGAAGGAGGAGGAAAGAGAAAUGUCUGAAGAUGAGGACAGAUUUUGGCCUACACCCUACUAGUGUCUAUGGCCAAAAAUAGAGUCCACUUCUCUCUGGUCUGUCUGCAAGGCUGGGCGUCCCAUAGCUGGAGCCUACAUCAUGCCUCCGGAACUCUACCCCAUGGGUACAGAAUCCAGGCUCACAAAUCCCCCCACAUAACCUGGUGGGGUCUGGGGAGGGCCAUGAGGGAGUGAUGGCAUUCAGUUUCCCCAGGGCCUGAUGGAGUCUGGACUAUCCUGUUACUCCUUGCCCUGGGGCCUCCUUCCUGCUCCUGUGGUCUCUAAUCUGGAGUCUCAUCCCAUAUUCACCUCUGUGGCAGCCUCCUCCCUCUCCUUCGCACCUUCUCCCACACCUUCUGACCUCGGCAAAAAUCGCUGAUUUGGUAACUUGAUCCCGUGCCUGGCUGCGGUCAAAAGCAGAAGAGAAAAGUAGAGUUGGGGGGAGGGGAGAGGAUAUAAGGGAGCAUGGCUGAUUUAGGUCCUUAUUCUAGCCCCUACUCCCACCCCUAAGGCCUACCCAACCCCUCCUCCAGUCACCACCCUCACACCCGACUUGCUCAGAAACCUUACCCAACCCAAGCCUCAGCCUAAGUCCAGUCCCUCACCUCAAGAUUCACUGCUUCUGCCUGGGGAUACACCAGAAUUCUGGGCAGAGAGGAGUAGGAAGCUCCGAUGUCUUUUCUCUGCCUUCCUGGGUCCCAUCCGGGGGCUUGAGGACUGCUCACGGAUACUGGAUUAAGGAUAUUGAAUCGGGGGCAGCAGGGGAGCCCAGGGUCUGGGGGGUGAGGGAAGCUACCUCCCUGGUCUGCAGGACGGGCCCCACUUCUGCAACUCUCUCCGCAGUGACGCAGCCUCGAGUCCUGGCCAGGAUGGGUGUUAGAGGGUGUGAUGGGGGGGGGGGGGUGUCAGAGACCAAAGGACAGCGGGACAAAGUCCCAAAGAAGUGGGGACAGAGACUCUGAAGGGGGCAAAAGAGACACAGGGAGCAAGGAUAGAGACCCAAAUAGGGGGACAGAGAAAAAGAAAGGGCAGAAAGAGAAAAGGCACUUACAAAGGAGGGAAAGUGGUGGAGGAGAGGAAAAAGACACUGGGAGUGAGGUUGUAAGAGAACAAGAGCAAGGGGGACAGAAAGGCAGAUGAAUGGGCAGAGAAGGGGGUGGGGCGUAGAGAUUGGGAGAGGGGAGUGGAGGACAGAGACACAAAGAAGACAGAGGGCUGGAGGGAACAGAGACCCAGAGAGUGGGAGACAGGGUCCUAGAGCAAGGGGGACUGCGACCCAGAGAAGGGGCAGAUUGGCGAGGAGGGGCGGGGAGUGGGUAGUGGAGGUCAGAGACACAAAGAGGACGGAUAGAGACCGGGAGGGGACAGAGGCCCAGAGAUAGAGGCAAAUCCCUGAGAAAAAGGUACAGAAACCAGGAGAAAGAGACUGGGGGUAGGGGGGAAAGAGACACAAUCGGGGGAGAGGAUGGGGGCAAAGACUCAGACGAGAGGGACACCUUCAGAGAACAGUGGGACAGAGACCCAGAGGGAGGGUAGAUAGAGACUUGUAAGAGGGGCCAGAGUCUCAGAGUGGUGAGGGCAGAGACAGGGGACAAAUACUCAGAGAAAGGGGAGAGAAAGACAUCGAGAGACACAGAAACGGGAGCGGGGGGUGGGUGGGUAGGCGAUACGAACCAGCCGCCGCACCUGCAGAGGGAGGCGGCGGGCCAGGGAUAGUGCCGCGGGAGGAAGCCCGCAGCCCCUGACCCGCCCCCUUCGCUCCCGCAGGCACCGCCUCCUCCCGCCGCAGCCCGGGCAGCAGCCGCUGGCCCCGCCCCAGCGCCUGCGCCCUGCUACUCGGCGUCUGGCCAGCCAAGGGGGCGGGGCCGGACACGCCCUUCACCUAGCCCCGCCCUAAACCUCCCUCUCUCCCCUCCCGCCGGGACUCCCGGACACCUAGCCCCGCCCCAUUUUUUCAUUGGUCCUGCUUAUUUCCUAGCCUUCCCAGCGCUUAGGUUUUUCCCCUCCGCCGCCCUUAAGGCUCCCUCUUCACUAGUCCUCAUUCAUCCUUUGGUCUCCAGUCUGCAGUUCGCUGUUGUGUAGACUUGGUCCCUUUUUCAUCAGCAGUUGGAAGUUCUUGUAUCGCCCUCUAAAGCCCCACUGACUCUUAGGACUCUCUCCCAGGUUCUGAGCCCCAAGCCUCCCCAUUCCACGUCCCACCCUUCCAACCAGCCCAGUAUCUUUGUACCCUGCAGAUCUCACCUUUCCCAUAGUGUACCCAUUAUCCGUUCUCUACUCUGAACCCUGCCCCACCCCGCCUAGCCUGGUUCCUUACACGCCUCUUAGAACCAUACUCCCGCCUUCCCACAGCGCCCUUUAAGAGGUUUUCUACCAUUCGUAGACCCUGCCCACCUUCCUCAGAUCCGUCCCAUCCAUUCUGACCCUCAUUUUCCCGGCCCAGCCCUGUCUGACCAGGACAAGUUUGCAGCUCCGGCCCCUCCUCUUCCUUACUUCGCCCCCUUUCUUAGUCCUAGACAGACGCUCUCAGGUUUCCAGGCCUCGCUUACGUCCGCUCCUCCUCACUGGGUCUCAGUCCCUAUUCCUCCUUAUAGUCCAGCCUAGUGCCAGUCUUGCCAAAGUACUCUCUACUCUCCAUUUCCAGUUCCCGCCCCUCGUUCAGUCUCGCCCCCUCACUCUCCCAGGCCAAUUAGGACUGCUCCUAACUUUCUCAGGCCCUGCCUCUCUUUAAGAUCCGCCCUGUGGCGACAAAGCGAAGUUAGGGACCCAAGCGGGCUGUUUCCAUCCGCCCUUCCCCACCGGGUCCUGCUUGCCAGCUCUUUAGGUCCUUUCUCUGUCCAGUUAGGGCCGUCUCCCCCAUGCCAGUCAGAAGUCUUUAAAUAGUUUGGACGUGUCCCCUUCCUCUGCUGGACCCGCUCCUUUUUUCAGUUCACUCAGAUCUCGUAUCUGGUCCCACCUCCUCUGUUUUCCUUGCGCUGUCCAGCCCCGCAGCUUUAGUUGUCGGUCCCGCCCCCUAACGCCUAGCUCCGCCCGCCCCUUCUCUCGGAAGAUCCAAUCGGUGUGCUUCACCUGCAGCCCCGCCCCGUCCAGCUAGGCUGUGCGGAGUCCCCGACCUUCUCCCUGCCUCAGCCCCGCCCUACCUCCCCCAGGCCAAUCAGUUCUGUUCCUCCCCUACCGCGGCCCCGCCCCCUCCCCUCGUCGCCUCCUUCACCCAAUCCUGUCUGCCUCUCCCCCUGAGGCCCCGCCCCCUACUCCCCGCCCCUCUCGCCCCGCCCCCCGUCCAAUGCUGAGCUCAGUCUGCGUCUCGUCCUUCCGCGGGCGCCAGGGGGCCAGCAAGCAGCAGCCGGCGCCACCGCUGCAGCCGCCCGAGUCCCCGCCGCCGCUUCCCCCGCCGCCGUCACCGCCGCCGCUGCAGCAGCAGCAGUCUGCGCAGCCCGGCCCCGCCGCGUCCUCGGCGGGCCCCCCGGCACCUCGCGGGCCCGGGGGCCGGCGCGCCGAGCCAUGCCCCGGGCUGCCGGCGGCGGCCAUGGGGCGGCACGGCGGCGGCGGUGGCGACAGCGGCAAGAUCGUGAUCAACGUGGGCGGCGUGCGCCAUGAGACGUACCGCUCGACGCUGCGCACCCUGCCGGGGACGCGGCUGGCCGGCCUGACGGAGCCCGAGGCGGCGGCGCGCUUCGACUACGAUCCCGGCGCUGACGAGUUCUUCUUUGACCGGCACCCGGGAGUCUUCGCCUACGUGCUCAACUACUACCGCACAGGCAAGCUGCACUGUCCGGCUGACGUGUGCGGGCCGCUUUUCGAGGAGGAGCUCGGCUUCUGGGGCAUCGACGAGACCGACGUGGAGGCCUGCUGCUGGAUGACCUACCGGCAGCACCGCGACGCCGAAGAGGCGCUCGACUCCUUUGAGGCUCCGGACCCAGCGGGCGCAGCCAACGCCGCCAACGCCGCCGGCGCCCACGACGCGGGUCUGGACGACGAAGCGGGUGCGGGCGGAGGCGGCUUGGACGGCGCGGGCGGCGAGCUCAAGCGCCUCUGCUUCCAGGACGCGGGCGGCGGCGCCGGGGGGCCGCCAGGGGGCGCGGGCGGCGCCGGCGGCACGUGGUGGCGCCGCUGGCAGCCCCGCGUGUGGGCGCUCUUCGAGGACCCCUACUCGUCGCGGGCUGCCAGGUAUGUGGCCUUCGCCUCCCUCUUCUUCAUCCUCAUCUCCAUAACCACCUUCUGCCUGGAGACCCACGAAGGCUUCAUCCAUAUCAGCAACAAGACAGUGACCCAGGCCUCCCCUAUCCCCGGGGCUCCACCAGAGAACAUCACCAAUGUGGAGGUGGAGACGGAGCCCUUCCUGACCUACGUGGAGGGCGUGUGUGUGGUCUGGUUCACCUUCGAGUUCCUUAUGCGUGUCACCUUCUGCCCGGACAAGGUGGAAUUUCUCAAGAGCAGCCUCAACAUCAUCGACUGCGUGGCCAUCUUGCCCUUCUAUCUCGAGGUGGGCCUGUCGGGCCUCAGCUCCAAGGCCGCCAAGGACGUGCUGGGCUUCCUGCGGGUCGUCCGCUUCGUGCGCAUCCUCCGCAUCUUCAAGCUCACGCGCCAUUUUGUGGGGCUGCGCGUGCUGGGCCACACGCUCCGCGCCAGCACCAACGAGUUCCUGCUGCUCAUCAUCUUCCUGGCGCUGGGCGUGCUCAUCUUCGCCACCAUGAUUUAUUACGCCGAGCGCAUCGGCGCGGACCCCGAUGACAUCCUGGGCUCCAACCACACUUACUUCAAGAACAUCCCCAUCGGCUUCUGGUGGGCCGUGGUCACCAUGACGACCCUGGGCUACGGAGACAUGUACCCCAAAACGUGGUCGGGGAUGCUGGUCGGGGCCCUGUGUGCCCUGGCCGGGGUGCUCACCAUCGCCAUGCCCGUGCCCGUCAUCGUCAACAACUUUGGCAUGUACUACUCGCUGGCCAUGGCCAAGCAGAAGCUGCCCAAGAAGAAGAACAAACACAUCCCCCGCCCCCCGCAGCCCGGCUCUCCCAACUACUGCAAGCCCGACCCUCCCCCACCGCCCCCGCACCACGGCCACCAUGGCAGCGGCGGCAUCAGCCCCCCGCCCCCCAUCACCCCACCUUCCGUGGGGGUGACUGUGCCUGGGGCCUACCCACCGGGCCCCCACACGCACCCCGGGCUGCUCAGGGGGGGAGCGGGUGGGCUUGGGAUCAUGGGGCUGCCUCCUCUGCCAGCCCCUGGGGAGCCUUGCCCUCUGGCUCAGGAGGAAGUCAUUGAGAUCAACCGGGCAGAUCCCCGCCCCAACGGGGACCCCGCCGCAGCUGCGCUUGCCCAUGAGGACUGCCCAGCCAUCGACCAGCCCGCCAUGUCCCCGGAAGACAAGAGCCCCAUCACCCCUGGGAGCCGAGGCCGCUAUAGCCGGGACCGAGCCUGCUUCCUCCUCACCGACUAUGCCCCUUCCCCUGAUGGCUCCAUCCGGAAAGGUUACGAGAAAUCCCGCAGCCUGAGCAGCAUCGCGGGCCUGAGUGGGGUGUCCCUGCGCCUCGCGCCCCUUGCCACUCCCCCGGGCUCUCCCAGGGCCGCCCGCCGCGCUCCCCCAACCCUGCCCUCCAUCCUCUAGCGCUCCCCUCCCCCCCGUGGGGGGACUCGGGGGUGACAGGGAAGAAGGUCAAAGGGGCUGGGGGUGGGGGGUGGGGGAAAGGGUUUAAAAAAAAAAUCAAAAAGUCAUUAAUAAUAUGCAACUGAGACGACGACGCCAGCAGACACCCCCGGACCCCUCACCCCCACCUGGGCCCCCAGGAUGGAGGGGGAGGAGCCAAAGUCCACCUCCCCAACUCUCUACCCCCCCAAUAAAGCCUUCUCAGGUCUCCAUGAGCCAUAGGACAUCCCGCUCCCAUAAACUCCUGUAAAUACGUCCAAAUUAUGCCAAUUACAUUUUGGGGCGCCUCUCCCCUACUCUGCAUGCCUCCCUCAACCUGGACAACCCCCGCUCCAACCCCACCUCAGCAAUGAGCCACCAGGGGCUGCAUGCCACGGCAGGGAGGGAAGGGGAAUUCUGGGAAGGGGGCGGGGACCUCAAGGGGAUGAGCUGGCGUUUAAGCGGCAGGAGGGUUUCCGGGCCUCCUACCCUUCACCCCAGGAGGGCAACCCAUCACAUUGAUGUGAUAUAUAUAUAUAUAUAUAUAUUAGCAACAAUGUGGGGGAAGGAGUAACAGUCACUUGAGGCCCCAACAUGAGCUGAGCUCAGAUGGUAGAAGCAGAGGCAUGGGGCGUGUGCUGUGGACAGCUGCUCCCUCAGCCUUUAGGAGGACCCCUGGUGAAUGUGACCCUGUCAUCUCUCCCCAAUUCUCCCUCCCCAUCCCAACCCUCCCCCAAGGGAUCUGCUCGCCUCUAUUCUUGCUGCAUGGACUCAGACCUCCCAUCUCAGAAUUUCUGGGAUGAUCCUGGCCCUAGCACACAAAAUUCCCCAAUACCCCCUUCAAAUUACCAGGACAUGAGACCUGUACCCAGAAUUCCUGAGACCAACCCUGGCACCCCGCAUCCCCUAAAUCCCCACAGGGUCCUGGGACUUAACCUCUGCAUACAGAUGCUGCCCCCCCCAAGCCCCACCCCACCCAUUGCCUGGACUGCAUCCCAGCACCUCGAACCUCCAAGACUUGACCCAGCCCUUCAGCUCACUUUCAGCCUUUGGGAUGCUCCAAAUCCUUCCCACACUUGGACAUUUCUUGGACACCCCCAAAUCCUCAGGCCUCCCCACCCCACCCAGAUAUACCCAAAUCUCUGACAUCAGACAUCCAUCUCAGGUUCUCCUGAUGCUAGAAUUUCCAAGAUAGGCUCAACCUGUCUGCAAUUCCAGGGAACCAGACCUUCCCCUGGGCAUCCCCUUUCUUAUGCCUAGACCUGCCUCUUCCAAGAGCCCCUCCCCCUACAUGGUGCCCAAAAGGGACCCUCUUCAUGGACAUCAGUGUUUCCCAGAGGGCUAUAUUUGGACCCCUGGUGAUGUGCUAAAGUUUUAGGCAGUACAAGGACACUUAAUCUAGAAAGUUUUGUCUUUUACGGCAUCUUCCAAAGAGGCCGGUGGUAAGUCCGGAUACUGCUCCCUGGCCCGGACACCGUUUAUUUAGGGUAGAGUGUUUCCACUCACAGCAGAGGCUGUGCCCCCAUCAAGGGACACUGGAACAUGGGAAGCCUGGGAAACGACAAACCUACACGGGCUGGAAUCCCAGCCCACCCUUCUCCGGCAUUCCUCGUCCUGCCAUGCUCAUGGGCGGAAGAUCAUUUCUCAUAUCCCAUCCUGGCUCAAGGAUGCGCUACCUCCCCCAAGCCCAGAGACCACACGGUCCCAGAAUCCUUAGAGGGGACCACCCCUUUUGGAGCUAGAGGCCUACAGAAUUAGCAACCUCCCUCCCUCUGCUCCCACGGCCUCAGGAGCCCCCCCCCCCCGCAACCCGAGGGUUGGGGGGUGUCACUGAGCACGAUUCUUGAUGCAACGAUUCCUAUGCAAGGGGCAUUUUGAGUCCCCCCAUCCUUCCCUUGGACCCUAAACCCUGGCGAAUCAGGGGUGAGGGGUGGGGCAGGUUCUGGUGGGAGCGGGGUGGGAUAAGGCAAAGGGCUAGGGGCUCCAGACACCAGGGUAUGGGGGUGGGGACUGGUUAUAUUGCCAAAGGGUUUAACUUCUUAAAAAAUAGCCCCCAGAUUCCCAUGACCCUCACGGAAGCCGAACAGCGCAGGGAAAGGGGGUGAGGAUCUUUUCCAAAGGGUACAGACCUCUUCCCAACGUCUCCCCCUGCUCGCCAAUCUGCCACACGUACCCAGCUUUUUAGUUCAGCUUUUGAAAGUAAUCACGAUCAUAAACUUUUACAAAACGUGACUCUCCUCCUUCACCACCGUCCCCAUCCCCCAAGUCAACAGUGUGGGAUUUGGGGAGGAAGAGAGAGCUAAAGGGACAACUUCCAAGUCCCGCUCCCCUUUUCUCCUCGGCCGCCAGGGUGCCUGCAACUACACGCAUGCGCUGCAUGACGCGCUCCCCACACGCAUGUCGCGCCCCUCCUGCGCUCCGGGAACGCACGGACACGGGGCGGGGGGCGGGGCGAUUGGGGAGGAAGGAACGGCGGGGGGGUCUCCCUGAGUUCAGCGGCUCCUCGUCCCCAUCACACACACAGCAAUAAGACUCUCUCACUCAAAUGUGGGCGGGGCGGGCCUGGCCUGUCGAAGUGGGAGGUGGGAGGAGUGGCGAGGGGGCGCUCUCAGGGAUGGGGGCGGGUGUCCGGAGUCAGUGUGGGGAGGGGAGGUCUGCAAAUCGUCCAACUCUGGUGCUAAUGGCGGGUCUUCUCAGCCCACCCCCAGGGCAGGGAGGGAGGGGUCGGCAUGGCCCCUCCCCCAAGUCUCCCCCACGCCCACCCUGGGUGCAUGAACCACCCAAUGCAGAAGCUGCCGCAUGUCACCUGCCCUCCCUAAAGAAAAAAGUGUCAUGCCCCCUUCCCACCCACCCUCUUACUUCCCACCAAAAUAAAAGUUUCCUUUUCAUUU
Molecule: messenger RNA, 8955 nt
Organism: Lutra lutra (Eurasian river otter)
Lineage: Eukaryota; Metazoa; Chordata; Mammalia; Carnivora; Mustelidae
Gene: KCNC3
Product: potassium voltage-gated channel subfamily C member 3
Exons: 4
Coding region: 3725-6046 (773 amino acids)
Biological process (GO): protein homooligomerization; potassium ion transmembrane transport
Cellular component (GO): neuronal cell body membrane; axon; dendrite membrane
Molecular function (GO): protein binding; delayed rectifier potassium channel activity
Source: RefSeq, a predicted model, not a curated record